This is a messenger RNA of Rhopalosiphum padi (bird cherry-oat aphid), 1108 nucleotides long. RefSeq lists its product as uncharacterized. The coding region runs from base 88 to 564 and encodes 158 amino acids. Lineage: Eukaryota; Metazoa; Arthropoda; Insecta; Hemiptera; Aphididae. The transcript has 4 exons. The record is from RefSeq and is a predicted model, not a curated record.
UGUUAUUUACAUGAUAAAAAUGGGAAGCAGUAUAAAUAUUGAUUUCUUGUAGCUUAGGGUCAUCAUUGAAAUUUAAGUACCAAAAAAAUGAGGACUUCACGUAUUUGUUUAAUCUUGCUAUCGAUAUUGGUAGUUCAGAUUUCAUCUGAAGAUACUGAACUAGAUAAAGUAAUAAACAAGAUUACAGCAUCUACAGUCAAAAUAGCAGAAACACCUUACACGGCUUUAUUAGCCGAAAUACGAGCACAUCCAGAUGUAAAUAAUUUCUUGAAAGACUAUUCGCGUAAAAUAAACCAGGUUAUGGACCAAACCCAAAAGGAUUUAUUUAGUUUGAUACCACAAGAUGAGAAAUCCGCAAUCAAAAGAGUUAUUGACUUCACGUCACAUUCUAUGUCGUCAGCAUUUUGGAAUACAGUAAAAGGUGUAACUUCUGUAACGAACACGUCUUUCGAUACAUUACCGGAUGAUAUUAAAACCAAAUUACUUGGAUUAGGAAACGAUAUUAAUGAUUUUUUAAAGAAACUAAAAGCUGCCAAUGACAAUGGAUUAAAAAAAUCAAAAUAAUACCCUAUAUAAUAUUUAAUACUCAUUCAAAAAAUAUUGAAUAUCUAGUUGGUUCGAUAAAUAACAAUUCAAUGUUAACUUUUAAACUAUAUCGGAAGAAAUGAUAAAUGAACUACAUCCAUUUAUUACCAAUAGCAGUAGUAUAGGAAACAUUACAAUAUUGUAUUUAUUGAUGUGUAUUUAAUUUAUAUAAUAAUCACAUAUAUUUAUAUAUUUUGUAAAUCAUUAAUAAAUAAUAAAACUUAUUGUAAUUAUUAAAAUAUAAUCUAAUUGAAACACUAAUGUUAUUAAAUAUCGAUUAAGUCACUUAAUUGUAAUAAACAUAUUUUUGACAUAACUAAAGUUUACGGUAGGUAUAUUAUAUAGUUUCCUUACGUGAUAAAAAUUGUAAGUAUAAUAUUAUUGUUUUAAUAUUUAGUUCUAUAAAUGUAUAUGAUUAUACGUUUUAUGUAAUGAAUAAUAACUGUUUUAUGAUUUUUGUAACAUUUUGUAUUAGAAAAAUAUAAUUUACAAACUUAGUUACACUUAUAACUAAAAACUGUAA